CUCUGUUUAGCUGAACGUGCAACAAAAAAGCUUCUUGAACUCAGACCGGAUCAAAGUGGUGACUAUGUUCUGUGGACGAUUAUGUAUGCAUCGAUUUGCAGAUGGGAUGGAGCAGAAGAGGUGAGGAAGUUGAUGGGAAAUAGAAGUGUGAGGAAGGAGCCUGGUUGUAGUUUGAUAAAAGUGAACAGUGAAUUGUUUCAUUUCUUGCUAGGUUCAAAGCCUCCUCGAACAAUAAAUUCUCUAGAGUGAUACAGAAUAUUUAUCAACUUUCUUGUUCGCUUUUUUCAUUGCAAGUUGGGCAUGCCAAAGUUUAAAUCUUAGAGAUGGUUAAUGGUUGAUAUAAGUGACGUGAUCUGAGAACCAUAUCUAAAUGCACUGUUUUGGAAUCUUAAUUAUUUGGGUUAAGUUAGCACUCUUUCAGGAGAAGUGAAAGAUACGAAGUGCACUCUCCCUAAAGCUCCUUUUUUCUGCACGUAUAUUGGUUGUUUGUGGAUACUUUGCAGCCCUCUUGACUGGAACUGGAGCUGUUCUCCAUGACUGAUAUGAACUAGUAGAACUAGAUUUGUUUUUGGGUGGUUAAUGCUUUACUCAGACCGAAGCUCCUUCAGGCAAAUUGUAUGGCUGCAAGGGAGAAUUGGUUUCAUUAUUCCAAGACUUAUAGUUGGAUCUCUCUCUCUCUUCUCUCGAACAAAAUGCUCAUGAGGUGCAGGCUGAUUAUUCAAGGUCCUUGCAGCUACAGCACACUACCACUUUAUGCAAUUGUCACACAGGUUCAUACUGAGCCGUCUGUUGUGGUGCAUCACUGCAUCUUUGUCGGCAAGUCGGCAAUGCAACAUGUAUUGUGUUUCCCCUUUAUGGUUGCAAGAUUUCAAGGUUCUGAAAGAAUAUGUCCAGUUCUUGGAUGUAGAAAUUGGCAAUUCCCAGUGGUUAAAGCGUUGCAUAUGAGAAAUCAAGAAGGCUGUUGAGAGGAGCGGUUGUUGGUGAAAAUUUCUGAACAGUUGAUUGUUUCACCAGUAUCUGGUUUAAAAUUUUCACCAUGCAUGUAGAUAGUAUUAGACAGGAUGAAAAUGUUUCGUUCAGCCACCUUUGUUUGGUCACUGAAAG
This is a messenger RNA of Nymphaea colorata (pocket water lily), 1104 nucleotides long. RefSeq lists its product as uncharacterized. The transcript has 3 exons. The coding region runs from base 618 to 965 and encodes 115 amino acids. The record is from RefSeq and is a predicted model, not a curated record. NCBI's taxonomy places the organism in Eukaryota, Viridiplantae, Streptophyta, Magnoliopsida, Nymphaeales, Nymphaeaceae.